AUGGUUCGCCGGAUUUUUACAAACGUCCUCACGGCUAAGAAGUGCGAUGGAUAUGUCCCCUACCAAGAGCUCGAGUCCCUGGCCACCAUCCAUAAUAUGCUGCAUGAACCGAAGGGGUACGCGCACGAACUUCAUCGCUAUGCCCUAUCGGUUUCCCGAACAGUAGCUUUCGGCAAACGAGUGACUAGCUCCUCGAGCCAAUUUGCGACCGAUAUCCGCGAAGUCAUGGAGAAUUUCAGCAAGGCUAUGACACCAGGCAAAUACCUUUUUGAGGCUGUACCAAUGCUGCGGAAGCUCCCUCGUUUCGCGCAGCCGUGGCUCAAGGAACUGGAAAAGUUCAAGAACCUUGAGCUUUCCUUCGCCUUGACGUGUUACCGAGAUGCAGUACGUCAGGCCGAACUCCAUCCCGACAGACCGUGCAUGGCGCGAGAAGUCAAGGCAGAGAUGGAGAAAGCCCAAGAAGAAGAUGAGGUUCAGGCCUCUAGCACCUGUAUGGAGAUUCUCGGGGCAGGGUCCGAGACAACCGCGAGUGCGCUCCAUUUUACCAUUCUGGCCCUGGCCACGCAUCCAGAAGUGGUUGAGAAAGCCCAUCAAGAGCUUGACCGCGUCAUAGGACAAGACCGAUUUCCCACCUGGGCGGAUGAGCCAAAUUUGCCAUAUAUCAGGGCCAUUAUUAAGGAAAAUCAGAGGUGGAGGUCCAUUUCGCCAAUGAGUAAGUCUGGCGGUGCUGAAUACCGAUACGUUCAUGAUGCUGAUCAAGAAAAAGGCUUUCCUCAUUACACGAGCAAGGAUGACGUGUACAACGGAUACUAUAUCCCAAAGAACUGCGUGGUCCGCGUCAAUCACUGGUACUCGAACCCUGAGAAGUUCGACCCAGAUCGCUUCAUCGAUCACACGCAAUCAGCCGCAGCUUCAGCCAACGCAGUAGACGCUUCUGGGCGCGAUCACUUUUCCUACGGAGGUGGGAAGCGCAUAUGUCCGGGCAUCCACCUGGCGGAGCGAAGCCUAUUCAUGAUGACGAGCCGAAUGCUCCAGACAUUCAAGUUCGGGCGUCCCCUAGACCCCAAAUCAGGGACGCCCCGGGAGCUGACAGUGGACGACGUUGGCGUUAGUACAAGCCUAAUCAUGACACCGGGCUCUGACUUUGACGUGUCCUUCGAGGCAAGGAGUGAGAAGAUAGGGCAGCUGUUAGAGAGGGAGUGGCUCGAAAAGGUUGCUCAUCAGGACUUGGACGAUCAUCCGCAGGCUGAUUGCUUUACUCCACCUGCAGACUUUUCCGAGAGCGCGGCAUCUCUAGAUGGCCAGCAGGAGGCAGCUCAGGGUCCCUCACCAUCAUCAGAGUUGUUCACGAGUGGUAGCUCUCUACUACCAUUGACAUUCACUGGCCUGGACGGCGAGGGGCCCCCUAACUACCAUGCACCAGCCGGUCUGGAGCAGAAUGAGGAUAAUCUCUUCUUGAACUUCGGUGGACUCAGCCCUGACUGGAUCUUCUCAAUAUUUGACCCUUGUUCACAUCUCGACACCUUCAGCUUUCCGGCCGACUGUGAAAUUCUUGAUGAGCCUACCUUGCCUCUCACAGCUCAAAAUUCGUCCCCCAAUGCCCAAGAACCGCCAGUCAAGUACAGCGCCGGGCAGGGACCUCAUCUCGAUAACUGGCUCUUGAGUACCGCCGGGACCAACGACACCCAAUCGUUGGUCAUCCCCCAGCUGGGCGGCAACGGUGAUAAGUCGCUGCGAUACGGCUCGCAUUUCCAAAUGCCCAAGGUCGUGGAGGCACAGAGAUCUCAACUCCUCGAUUCCGCCCAGGCGAUCCUGGAAAGGCCAUUGUGGAAAGCUGUUUCGCUGGCUAAUUUCCCGAGUAAGGCAAAGCUGGAUCACUGCAUUGAUCUCUUUUUUGUCCACUUUCGACCUCCCAUCAGCUUCAUCCAUCGACCUACCCUCAACCCAACCACUAUAUCAGAGGUGCUUCUGCUAUCAAUUGUUGCCAUUGGGGCUAGGUUUAGCAGCAUGCCAGGCGCAAGGAUCUUCGCCAAUUCGAUUGCCGAACUGAAUCGUCGUAUACUCCUCGUCAUGAAUGAACAAGAUCCAAGUCAUCGGCACUCGGAGGACUACCUCACCGCUCAACUUCUUCAAGCGAUGCAUGGUCGUGCCAGUGGCCAUAGAAUAUUAUUUGGCCACAGUAGAGAUUUGCGAUCGACGCUUGUUCGGCAUGCGAGGGAAGCAGGUUUAUUCCAAGAGCCAAAGCCACGUCAGAAUGCACCUGACGAUUGUUCCGCCACCACCGAAAGCCGGUGGUUGGAUUGGGUUGCGACGGAGCGCCAUAGAAGGCUGGGCUGGGCGAUAUAUGAUCUCGACGCAACUGUUGGCAUAUUGCACAAUGAAAGACCUGCUUUCAGUAUCGGCGACAUAGCCCUCUCUCUUCCCGAUGAGGAUGCUUGCUGGGAAGCCCCUACCGCUCACUCAUGGAUAGCACUUCGGCCGUGGCAGCCAUCGCAUGAGAACAGGAUUGAGUUCCGCAAAGCUGCCCGAGAAUGCUUCUACCCCAGCUCGGCUGACAACCUUGAACUAUCUGAUGACCAGCACUUGCAUAUAAUCACUGUCACACUUUGCCGAUUUUUGUGGUCUAUGAAAGAACUCCAGGGGUCUCCACUGAUGGAUGCUGUUCCUGAAGACUGGCCCCUGGUGAAUCAUAAGCGGACUCUACUCAACAAGCUGGAUCAGUUUCUUACAUGUCCAGAGGCCGCCAAAGCCAACAAAGACGAUGGUGUCCUGCGACGAAUCGUGGAAAGGCUAUUGAUAAUCCAUCUCUGUCACCUAUUCGGCGCUGGAGACCUUAUGGAUUGGCUGCUGCCUUUACUUCGCGCUGGAGGUCAGCACAAAGAAUCACGGGCAAGAAUGAGUAACUGGGGUCGUGAGGACGGGGUCAGAUUGCGCCAAGUGGCUUACCACUCCGCUCAAAUCUUGGCUCUGAGUCGAUCAUUUCCUUUCAACUCCCCUUGCGAAUCAUUCUAUGCCUUCUAUGCGGGAGGCGCACUUUGGUGUGCCACAGUGUUGCUAGGUGAAUCAGAACCCGGUAUUGGCACUGAAGCGUGUGAUGACGAGGAUGACAGUCAAAAAUUCACUGUUCUGCAGCUUGAUGCCUUUCACCCAUUGGAAGGUGACGACUAUAGCAAAUUGCAUCACUGGCUUUGUGAAGGCGGACAAGCCAGGGUAGGCCUGUUUGGUGUACCACGCCUUGGAAGUAAGGACAGUCAUGUGCAGGUUCUUCAAGAAGCAUUGCGGAUUUUGCAGAACAUGAGGAUCUGGGAGCUUUCCAAGGCGUUUUCCGAGUUCAUUCGAAAGCUCAUAACUGCUGAGUCAGGAGUUAAGAAAUAG
Fusarium tjaetaba is the source of this 3375-nucleotide messenger RNA. RefSeq names its product cytochrome P450 monooxygenase. Bases 1 to 3375 code for a protein of 1124 amino acids. The transcript is spliced from 6 exons. Gene Ontology annotation, biological process: DNA-templated transcription. Gene Ontology annotation, molecular function: heme binding; oxidoreductase activity, acting on paired donors, with incorporation or reduction of molecular oxygen; zinc ion binding. NCBI's taxonomy places the organism in Eukaryota, Fungi, Ascomycota, Sordariomycetes, Hypocreales, Nectriaceae. The record is from RefSeq and is a predicted model, not a curated record.